GCUUUAUUUCUCGUUUCAUUUCACUCGACUCAACCGCCGCGAUAAGACCCAUCCGCGGAGCUUCGCGUUCACCGAAAUGGAUUAUUUCAGUGGUGUACUUGUUUUUAUCACCCUCUUUUUACUGAACCCAGUGAUAUCUGAGACAACCUGUGGGUUUAAGGCAUGCCCCAACACGAAAUUAAACAUGAUCAAUGUUCAUUUGGUCCCCCAUUCGCACGACGAUGUCGGUUGGCUGAAGACGGUUGAUCAGUAUUACUACGGAAGUCAGAAUAGCAUUCAGCACGCAGGAGUGCAGUAUAUUUUGGAUACAGUGGUCGAGGAGCUUCUGAAAGACUCGAAACGGCGUUUUAUUCAGGUGGAAACCUUCUUCUUUUCGAAAUGGUACUCCGAACAAACCGAAACUGUUCAACGAGUGGUGCAAAAAUUGGUAGCAGAUGGACGAUUGGAGUUCGCAGGAGGAGCUUGGAGUAUGAACGAUGAAGCCACAGCUCACUACCAAAGUGUAAUAGAUCAAUUUAAAUUGGGCCUGAAAUACUUAAAAGACAUCUUCGGUGACUGUGGACGUCCGACAGUCGGUUGGCAGAUCGAUCCUUUUGGCCACUCCCGGGAAAUGGCGUCUAUAUUUGCACAAAUGGGAUACAAUGGCCAAUUUUUCGCUCGCAUGGAUUACUUGGAUAAAUUGAAACGUCUGCUGUACCAAGAAAUGGAAAUGAUUUGGCAAUCGAGCGAAUACCUGAAGAAUUCUAACAUAUUUACUGGAAUGCUUUACAAUCACUAUUCCGCUCCUCCCGGCUUUUGCUUUGAUAUCAAUUGCCAGGAUGCUCCAAUUAUCGAUGGCGAGAGCUAUGACAAUAAUGUUGACCAAAGAGUGAGUGACUUUAUCGACUAUGUUAAGAAAAUGGCAGAGUUCUAUCGAUCCACUCACAUAAUGGUACCCAUGGGAGACGAUUUCCAGUAUGAAGACGCGGGAGUUAAUUUUAAAAACAUGGACAAACUGAUUAAGUACGUCAACGAUCGCCAAUUAGCGGGAUCACAGGUCAACGUUUUCUACUCAACGCCCUCCUGCUAUCUCUACGAACUGCAUCAGUUGCACCAAACUUGGCCGAACAAAACCGAAGAUUUUUUCCCGUACUCCAGUGACUCUCACUCUUAUUGGACAGGAUAUUUCACCUCCCGUCCAACCCAGAAGCGCUUUCAUCGGGAUGGAAAUCACUUCUUUCAGACAGUAAAGCAACUGAGUGUUUUGGCCAAUUUAACCGAUACUCAGCACCUGGAAAAUCUUGAAAGUCUUAGCCAGGCUAUGGGAAUCAUGCAGCACCAUGAUGCUGUGACAGGUACCGAAAAACAGGCUGUAGCCCGCGAUUACGACCGUAUGUUGUUUAAGGCGAUCGUUGGUGCCGAGAAUAAUGCUCGCGAUGCCCUUCGAUCCCUAACCAAUUUAACUUCUGGGGAGUUCGAAAGUUGCCUGGAACUGAAUAUAAGUGCAUGUGCUUUCACCCAGAAUACUGCCAACAAUGUGGUUGUGACCCUAGUAAAUCCACUGGCUCAUUCAUCAACGCAAUAUGUGCGAGUUCCGGUGAAGAAUGAAAACUACAUAGUUACCGAUGAAAAAGGUCGUGAAAUACCCUCGCAAGUUAUACCCAUUCCCUGGGAAGUUUUAGCUCUGGAACAUCGAUCGAAUGGCACGCAACACGAGUUGGUCUUUAAAGCCAGUGUUGAGAAGAUUGCCAACUUUUUAAUUCGCGUACUGCCAACCCCGAAAAAUAUUGAAGAACACCAUAGGGAUUUCCCUGAGGAAAAAGCCCAGGACGGGGCCGAUGAACUAAUAGUGGAGAAUUCGCUCGUCAAACUGACUUUUGAUACCACUACGGGUGGCUUGAAAACCAUUGAAAUGAACGGCAUAGCGGAAACUAUUCAACAAAGCUUUGGAGUAUACAAAGGAUUCCGAGGCAAUAAUGAUGAAGCCAAAAACCGCUCUUCCGGAGCAUACGUUUUCCGACCGGACGGAGAUAUUGAAGUACUGAACAAUAACAAAGUGGAGCUUACUUUCUAUAACGGCUCGAUAGUUAAAGAGGUCCAUCAACAUGUAAACGAAUGGAUAUCCCAGGUUAUCCGCAUAUACGAUGAGGUAAAUCAUGUGGAGUUCGAAUGGUUGGUAGGACCAAUUCCGGCGGAUGACGAAGUUGGAAAAGAGAUAAUCACUCGCUUCUCGAGCAAUAUAGCCUCGAAGGGCAAAUUCUAUACCGACUCAAAUGGCCGUGAAAUGCUAGAACGUAAGAGAAACCAGCGGGAAAACUUCGAUCCAAAUAUGUCGGAAGGUAUUAGCGGAAACUAUUACCCAGUAACCGGGCAAAUUUCCCUGCAAGACGACGUAAAGCGAAUCACCCUGCUAAACGAUCGAGCUCAGGGAGGAGCCAGCUUGAAAGACGGGGAAUUGGAGCUGAUGCUGCAUCGUCGCCUCUUAAGUGACGACGCAUUCGGAGUUGGUGAAGCCCUUAAUGAGACUCAGUAUGGAACUGGUUUGAUCGCAAGAGGAAAAAUAUAUUUAAUUCUCGAUGCUGCCUCGGAGAAACCAAAUCACGCAGAGCGACAGCUACAGCACGAGUUGGACCAACACUUUUGGAGGUUUUUCAGCAAAUCCAAUAGUGUGCCCUCUGUAAACAAGCACAUGAUUCCCGAUUUCACAGCCUUUCCUAAAUCUGUCGAACUGCUCUCUUUUGAACAAUAUUCCAAGGACCAAAUAUUGAUAAGAGUGGAGAACUUGAACACGGAAGGAAACGUGGUUAGCUUUAACAUUCACCCCCUUUUUGAGUCCCUGAACGGAGAUCGGAUUUGGGAAACCACUUUGGACGGAAAUAUGCAGCUGAGCGAUAUGAAGAGGUUCAAAUUCAGUCAAGAUGGCUCCGGUGGAAUUCCUUCCUCCGUUGAAUAUUACUACGCUCCUCAUAAUCCCAUGUCAUCUGACUCUACAAUGAGCGCCUACGAAUUCGUUGUUACUCUGAUCCCAAUGCAAAUUCGUACAUUCAUAAUCCAACAAAAAUAAAAAUGUAGCUAUUUGCAAGUUCAAAUGGCCUAAAAGCUAAAACAU
This is a messenger RNA of Drosophila subpulchrella, 3088 nucleotides long. It is a transcript of the gene LManI, whose product is annotated as lysosomal alpha-mannosidase. The record is from RefSeq and is a predicted model, not a curated record. Gene Ontology annotation, molecular function: alpha-mannosidase activity; carbohydrate binding; protein binding. The transcript is spliced from 6 exons. Gene Ontology annotation, biological process: mannose metabolic process. Bases 77 to 3043 code for a protein of 988 amino acids. Lineage: Eukaryota; Metazoa; Arthropoda; Insecta; Diptera; Drosophilidae. Gene Ontology annotation, cellular component: lysosome.